AUGGCCGAAUCCGCUUCCAAACGCCUCAAGCCCACCCCCAUCAUCGGCACCCACAACGGCCACUUCCACGCCGACGAGGCCCUCGCCGUCCACAUCCUCCGCCUCCUCCCCGCCUACGCCGAGUCCUCCCUCGUCCGCACCCGCGACCCCGCCCUCCUCGCCGAGUGCCACACCGUCGUCGACGUCGGCGGCGAGUACGACGCCGCCCGCAACCGCUUCGACCACCACCAGCGCGGCUUUACCACCACAUUUCCCGGUCGUCCUACCAAGCUCUCCUCCGCCGGCCUCGUCUUCCUCCACUUUGGCAAAGAAGUCGAGGAAGACGGCCCCGAAGUCGAGCUCCUCUGGCGCAAGCUCUACGAAUCCUUUGUCGAGGCCCUCGACGCCCACGAUAACGGCAUCUCCGCCUACGACCCCGCCGCCAUCUCCGCCGCGGGCCUGUCCAAGCGCUUCUCCGACGGCGGCUUCUCCCUCGGCGCCAUGGUCGGCCGCCUCAACCCCAACUGGAACGAUCCCAUCCCCGAGGACCCCGCCGAGGCUCAGCGCCAGGAGGACGAAAAGUUCUCCGUCGCCAGCCGUCGCAUCGGCGAGGAGUUUGAGCGCGACCUCGACUACUACGUCCGCGCUUGGCUCCCCGCCCGCGAGGUCGUCCAGCGCGCUUUUGAAGGUCGCGCCGCCCACGACCCUCAGGGCCGCGUCCUCGUCUUCGAAGGGCCGUCCGCGCCCUGGAAGGAUCACCUUUACUCCCUCGAGAAGGAGUCGGGCGGCGCCAGCGAGGUUGUCUACGUCAUCUACCCGGAGAAGCCCGUCCCCGGCGCCAAGUGGCGUGUCCAGGCCGUGCCCUCCUCCAAGGACUCCUUCGAGAGCAGGAAGGCCCUACCCGCCGCCUGGAGGGGCUUCCGGGACGAGGAGCUCGAUGGUAUCACCAACAUCCCCGGAGGCGUCUUCGUCCACGCCGCUGGCUUUAUUGGCGGCCACAAGACCCUCGAGGGUGCCAAGGCCAUGGCUGCCAAGGCUCUCGAGCUUUGA
Parascedosporium putredinis is the source of this 1029-nucleotide messenger RNA. The record is from the annotation of a GenBank genome assembly. Lineage: Eukaryota; Fungi; Ascomycota; Sordariomycetes; Microascales; Microascaceae.